GGGAGGCGGGGAAACAUGGCGCGGCUGGGCCCAACCUGGAGCCGGCUGGACCGGCAAGAGGAGCGCGAUGUGCGGGAGCUCGUGCGCCACGUGGCAGGCCUCCGGGAUGAGGCGGACCCCAAUUUCCAGCUCUGUCUGAACUUCGCCUGGUCCAACUUCAGAUUCCAUCGUUUCUUGGAUGUGAACAGUCACAAAGUAGAAAAGACGAUAGAAGGAAUUUAUGAAAAAUUCAUCAUUCAUUCCGAUCUCGGUAAAGCUGCUAGUUGGAAGAGAUUAACUGAGGAAUUUCUCAAUGCGUCACUUCCGAGCACAAAGGAGAGAAAGACAGAUGCGCACUACUCCAUCCUGUCCCUUCUUCUUUGCCUGUCUGAUUCUCCUUCAAACUGCAGUUAUGUGGAAACACCGAGAGAAAAAGAAGUGGAAAAGAAAGACGAUUUUGACUGGGGCAAAUACUUGAUGGAAGGUGAAGAGAUUGACCUUAGUCCAAAUGCAGACACACCGAACUGGUCUGAAGAAAGUGAGGACGAAGAUGAUCAGCAGCCCUUGAGCAGAGAGGACUCUGGGAUUCAGGUGGAUCGGACACCUUUAGAAGAGCAGGAUCAGCACAGAAAACCAGGGCCGCGUGCUGGCUGGAAAGCAGACGAGCCAGAUGCCCGCAGCUGGCUGGAGCAGCACGUGGUCCGUCAGUACUGGACAGUGCGCAACCCGAGGUUUCCUCACAGCCUGCAUUUGCACUCCAAUUUGGCUGCUGUCUGGGACCAACACUUGUACAGCAGUGACCCCUUGUACGUUCCAGAGGACAGAGUUUUUGUUACUGAGACACAGGUUAUCCGGGAAACACUGUGGUUACUCUCAGGAGUCAAAAAGCUCUUUAUCUUUCAGUUGAUAGAUGGGAAGGUAACCGUGAGGAACGAUAUUACAGUCACCCAUUUGACCCAUAGCUGUCUGCGGUCGGUGCUGGAGCAGAUGGCGGUUUACGGGCAGGUCGUGUUCCAGCUCCAGGAGUUCAUCGACGAGGUCAUGGGCCACGGCUCCGCGAGCUCGCUGCCUGGGAACGGGAAUGGCCACAAGAAGCUCACGGAAGCCCCCUUCCGAACCUACCAGGCUUUCAUGUGGGCCCUCUACAAAUACUUCAUUACUUUCAAAGAAGAACUCACAGAAAUUGAGAAGUGCAUCAUCAAUAAUGACACCACAGUAACUCUUGCCAUCGUGGUGGACAAGCUGUCGCCCCGACUGGGGCAGCUGAAGGUUCUGCACAGAGUCUUCAGCACCGGGAUAGCCGAGGUCCCGCCAGACACGCGGAACGUCGUUCGGGCGUCUCACCUGCUUAACACCCUGUACAAGGCCAUUCUCGAGUAUGACAACGUGGGGGAAGCCUCUGAGCAAACGGUCUCCCUGCUCUUCUCUCUCUGGGUGGAGACCGUGCGGCCCUACCUGCAGAUCGUGGACGAGUGGAUCGCGCAUGGCCACCUGGGCGACUGCGCGCGGGAGUUCAUCAUCCAGAGAAACAAAAAUGUUCCAGUAAAUCACAGAGACUUCUGGUACGCAACCUACACGCUCUACAGUGUAUCAGAAAAGACAGAAAACGAAGAGAAAAUGAGCGACAAUGCCAGCGCGAGCUCCGGCAGUGAGCAGGGGCCCUCCAGCCGGCAGCACACCAUGGUGUCCUUCCUCAGGCCCGUCCUGAAGCACAUCAUCAUGGCCGGCAAGUCCAUGCAGCUGCUGAAGCACCUGCGAGCCGGGGACGGCACUGCGGGCCGGGCCACGGCCAGAGAUGCAGAAAGAAAAAGCCUAUAUACCCUCUUUCUGGAGUCAGUACAGUCACGCCUUAGGCAUGGAGAAGAUGCCCCCGCACAGUCCCGCACGGAGCAGCUGGCAACCAAAGAAAACCUUAUUAAGAUGCAGUGCAUUGCUGAGAGGCACCCGGAACUGGACGACGUUCACGACCCGCUGCUGGCUGUCAACUUUGCCAGGUUGUAUUUGGAACAGAGUGACUUUCACGAGAAGUUUGCUGGUGGAGACAUCUGUGUGGAUAGGUCGUCAGAGUCUGUGACGUGCCAGACGUUCGAAUUGACGCUGAGAUCUUGCCUCUACCCCCACAUUGACAAGCAGUAUCUCGAAUGCUGCGGAAACCUCAUGCGGACGCUGAAGAAAGAUUACAGGUUGGUGGAGUACUUGCAGGCCAUGAGGAAUUUCUUCUUGAUGGAAGGUGGAGAUACCAUGUAUGACUUCUACACAUCGAUUUUUGAUAAAAUAAGAGAGAAGGAAACCUGGCAAAACGUGUCUUUUCUUAACGUCCAGCUCCAAGAGGCAGUAGGACAGCGUUAUCCCGAAGACAGUUCACGUCUCUCUAUAUCUUUUGAAAAUGUGGACACAGCUAAGAAGAAACUCCCCGUUCAUAUCCUAGAUGGUCUGACCCUGAGCUAUAAGGUCCCAUGGCCUGUGGACAUUGUUAUAAGCUCGGAAUGUCAAAAAAUUUACAACCAGGUGUUCCUUCUCUUACUACAGAUUAAGUGGGCAAAGUAUAGUCUGGAUGUGUUGCUAUUUGGUGAGCUAGCUGAGAAACCACACCUGCAGGAAGGACUCCAGUGCGGGCCACAGAGGAAACCAGUGCGACAGCAGAUUCACCGCAUGCUCCUCUUGCGAGUGAAGCUCAUGCACUUUGUGAACAGCCUACACAACUAUAUCAUGACCAGGAUCCUUCACAGUACAGGGCUGGAAUUUCAGCAUCAAAUCGAGGAAGCCAAGGACUUAGAUCAGUUGAUUAAAAUUCACUAUAGAUAUCUGUCGACCAUCCAUGAUCGAUGUCUGCUGAGAGAAAAGGUCAGCUUUGUGAAGGAAGCCAUCAUGAAGGUGUUGAACUUGGCGCUCAUGUUUGCGGAUGGUUGGCAGGCGGGGCUGGGGGCCUGGCAGAUGGAAUCUAUAGAGAAAAUGGAGUCCGAUUUUAAAAACUGCCACAUGUUUCUGGUCACCAUUUUAAACAAAGCCGUCUGUAGAGGGUCCUUUCCGCAUCUGGAGUCUCUAGCCCUGUCCCUCAUGGCCGGCAUGGAACAAACUUAGAUGUCCCCAUGGGAUACACACUUCGCACUUCACCUCCGCCCGUGUGUGGCUGCACCACGUGCAGCCGAGAAGUAGGAACCGUUUCAAAACUGUUGUCUACCCUCCAGACUCUGAGGCUUUUGGGUAGCGUGUGGGGUGGGGUGUACAAAAUGAUGUCCAUGAUGGAAACUGUACGUAGGUCGUUCACACUGACGUGUCCUAUUGUAAGCUGUGCAUUUAUGGUGUUGAUACCUUACAUGGGAAUUGUAUCAUUUUUGUACAUGGAAUUGUUAGUAUUAAAAAUAAAGCACUUUACAUACUUUUA
Molecule: messenger RNA, 3364 nt
Organism: Artibeus jamaicensis (Jamaican fruit-eating bat)
Lineage: Eukaryota; Metazoa; Chordata; Mammalia; Chiroptera; Phyllostomidae
Gene: TUBGCP5
Product: tubulin gamma complex associated protein 5
Exons: 23
Coding region: 16-3060 (1014 amino acids)
Biological process (GO): mitotic cell cycle; microtubule nucleation; cytoplasmic microtubule organization
Cellular component (GO): gamma-tubulin complex; equatorial microtubule organizing center; spindle pole
Molecular function (GO): gamma-tubulin binding; microtubule minus-end binding
Source: RefSeq, a predicted model, not a curated record